GUCGAGACGGGUUGGCAAACCGGCGGCAGUGGCGAUUCCCGGCCAGGCUUGGGGGACUCUGCAACGGCGAGGCAGCCUUCCCCGCUACAGAUAACUGAAGGAAAAGUGACCCUGAGAGAGUUGCUUAAAUUCUACAAUCAAGAAGGAUCAACUUGCUUAAGCUUUCUAAUGAAGGAUGGCUACCCCGUAUGUUCCUGUUCCAAUUCCUAUAGGAAGUUCUUCUAGUUUUACCACAAAUAGAAACCAAAGACGAUCAUCUCUUGGGAGCAUUUCAACAUGUUCAGAUUCUUCAAAGGGGCAGCUGGAGGACUCUUCGAACAAUAGUUUUAAAAAGAUGAGCGUCCCCGAUGAGAUUGGUGCUACGUCAUCUCCUUGUAAUAGUCCACAUGUUAGGACUAAAUUUAUAGGUAUAAACACAUCUAUGGAAUACUGCAGUCAACCAUCAGAGGAUACUGAGCAAAACACAGACACUGGAAGUUGGGAAGAUCGGCCUGCUACGCCUACAAUAUUAGGCUAUGAGGUGAUGGAAGAGAGGGCAAAAUUCACUGUUUACAAAGUCCUUGUUAAAAGAAAUCCAGAGGAAAACUGGGUAGUUUUCAGAAGGUAUACAGACUUUUCCAGGCUGAAUGACAAGCUGAAGGAGAUGUUUCCUGGUUUUCGAUUGGCACUUCCACCAAAGCGCUGGUUCAAGGAUAAUUACAAUCCUGACUUCCUGGAAGACAGACAGAUGGGACUCCAAGCAUUCCUACAGAAUUUAGUAGCUCACAAAGAUAUUGCUAACUGCCUUGCAGUGAGAGAGUUUCUUUGUCUGGAUGAUCCUCCAGGGCCGUUCGAUAGUCUUGAAGAGAGCAGGGCUUUCUGUGAGACUCUGGAGGAAACAAACUACCGUCUGCAAAAGGAGCUCGCUGAAAAACAAAAAGAGGUGGAAGCUCUGAAAAAAUUAUUACAUGAAAAAGAAGGGCACAUCAAUGCUAUGGAGAAAAGGAUUGGGGAUUUCAAUUUAGGGGACACGACAUCCCGUAAAUUGUCAAGACAGGAGAGUGAGGGCAGUGGAGAAGUGAAGUCCUCUGCAAUAGAGGCAGAUCAAGAAGCGCCGGAAGAAGACAGUCGUUCUGAAAAGGAGAAUCAGAAAUCAUCUUGGACUGGUCCAUUUGCUGAAAACUCUGUGCCAGAAAUUGAAGUUGCAGAGGUAGCAUAUACUGCUGUUGAAGGAAUAUAAACACUGCCAGCUGCCUUUUACGUUGGCUUAAAACAAACAGACAAAAUCACCAUGUCCGAAACACAUUGAACAAAAGCAUAUAGCUGCUGUAAAGCAGGAGGUGAAAAGGCGCAAACGUGAAUGUUUACAUAAACGAAUCUGGAUAAAGCUUUGGCAUAGGAAGGAUAAUCAAUGCUGCUUCAAUUUGGCUGUUAUCUAGCUGAAAGAGAGAGGUAUAUAUAUAUAUAUAUUAAUAUAUAAAAAUCUCUGGUUAAGGCCAGGUCACAUUAUGCCUAGAAUCUUUGUAUAUAAAUCAUAAUUUACAAAAAUGUAAAGGCUAAAUGUCACAUUUGUUUAUCGCCUGGCAUGCUAUAUAUCACGUAUUUGCUACUAAUACACAACACAUUUUGUAUGGGCUGCUUUUUGGUAUCUAGUUUUUCAGAUUCUUUAUAUAGGCAUAUAAUUAUGCUCUGGGAAAAUAUACUCCGCCAUCUGGGCUUAGAAACAGUAUGCAAUCCGUUGUGGUUUUUUUAAGUGAUAAAUGUAAAUAACUGAUAUGUACGUUUUAAUGCAAUAAACUAGGAAAGCUUGCAGUACCAAAAUAAUAUUUCAGAAAUGGAAGUAUUUCAGAAAUGACUGAGAGGUUUUUAUAUGGCGGGGGGGAAACUUAAGGUGCAAUCCUACGCAUGUUUAGACAGGAAAAAAAUUCCUACAACUUUUUUUCUGUCUAAACUUGCACAGGAUUGCACCUUUGGUGACGUAAGCUGUAGAACCCACUCACACUGUGGAUGUUCACGUUCACUUGAAAAUAAUGCAAAAGCUGAUUCAAUGUGUAACUGGUUUUUUUCUUUAAAUCCUGUGACACCUUUGCCACACAACAACUCUGCCUUAUAUAAAGAACACUACCUCUUACUUUGUUGCUAAUUCAUAAAUGUGCUGUUCAAACUAUGUAUGUUGCGUACAGAAAGUUAAGAGGUCUUUCAAGCCAUACUCCUGCUGCGGUUAAUUAAUGUUAACUUUAGUUGCAGUUUGCAUCUGUGUGUGAUUUUUAGGAUACUGAGCACACCAAUGUGCUACAAUGUGUUCCGUAGCUUAUUAUAUUAAGCCCAAUGAUGCACUUUAUUACAAUAUAAUUAAAAAAAAACCUUCUUGUGCCAAGUUCCUUGGCUUAUUCUUCUUUUUAGUUGGACCUUUGGGUGAGGGCAGGUGAGAAUGGUUUGCCCAAUAGUGCCUUUUUGUAUUUUGCUUGUUACAGAUGUUUGCUAUAAUAGUGUGGGUCAGCUUUAUAGAAUCUUCAAAAACAUUCUGCUCAGCAGUUGUUUGCUGAAAGUGCCUUUUGUCUGCUCUUCCAGUGGGAAGAAUACAGCUUUUGUUCUUCUCUGUGCCACCUACUUCUUUGUUUUAAUGUUGGUGACACACAAUCUCCACGUGCUUGCAGUUUUCAAUGCUCACUUUGUAUUUUGGGGUGUGAGGACAAAGAUCUCUGUAGAACUGUAUGAUGCCAUCUGGGGCAAAUAAACCUUUGGCCACGA
Molecule: messenger RNA, 2730 nt
Organism: Elgaria multicarinata webbii
Lineage: Eukaryota; Metazoa; Chordata; Lepidosauria; Squamata; Anguidae
Gene: SNX16
Product: sorting nexin 16
Exons: 8
Coding region: 176-1219 (347 amino acids)
Biological process (GO): early endosome to late endosome transport; endosome to lysosome transport; protein targeting to lysosome
Cellular component (GO): late endosome; extrinsic component of endosome membrane; early endosome
Molecular function (GO): phosphatidylinositol binding
Source: RefSeq, a predicted model, not a curated record